AUCCCGCUCCCUGAUCCCAUUCCCGCUCCCUCAGCCCGGCCCGGCCCCUCUCGCCAUGAGCUUCCUCUUUGGGAGCCGUUCCUCCAAAACCUUCAAGCCCAAGAAGAACAUCCCCGAGGGCUCCCACCAGUACGAGCUGCUGAAGCACGCGGAGGCCACGCUGGGCAGCGGCAACCUGAGGCAGGCCGUGAUGCUGCCCGAGGGGGAGGACCUCAACGAGUGGAUUGCUGUCAACACUGUGGAUUUCUUCAACCAGAUCAACAUGUUGUACGGGACCAUCACGGAAUUCUGCACGGAGAGCAGCUGCCCUGUCAUGUCUGCAGGGCCCAGGUACGAGUACCACUGGGCCGACGGCACCAACAUCAAGAAGCCCAUCAAGUGCUCGGCGCCCAAAUACAUCGACUACCUGAUGACGUGGGUGCAGGACCAGCUGGACGACGAGACCCUCUUCCCCUCCAAGAUCGGUGUGCCCUUCCCCAAGAACUUCAUGUCAGUGGCCAAGACGAUCCUGAAGCGGCUCUUCCGUGUCUACGCCCACAUCUACCACCAGCACUUCGACUCGGUGAUCCGGCUGCAGGAGGAGGCCCAUCUCAACACCUCCUUCAAGCACUUCAUCUUCUUCGUGCAGGAGUUCAACCUGAUUGACAGGAGGGAACUGGCUCCUCUGCAGGAACUGAUUGAGAAGCUGGGCUCCAAGGACAGAUAAAACAUUCCUUGGGGGGACCCUUCUGGCCUCUCCUUUCUGCUUCUUCUUCAGCCACCUCAACGCUUGGCUCCAGGAACGCUGGACACACCGAGCGGCUCCACUCCUGCUGUGCAGCCCCCACUGGGCUCCUCUGCCCCACACCCGUGGGCUGGGUGAAGGUGGAGCAGGUUUUGUCCCUCACAGGGGUGACAUUCCAAGUCCUGCACAGCUGCUUCCCGCUCCCAGAGUUCCCCUCUGGGCUCUGCAGCCGCCUGGCGGGGGCUGAGAGCUGCUCAGCUUAUUUUUGGAAGUGCUUUUUUUUGGUUUUGUUUUUUUUUUUAGGAUAAGAGGUGCACUUUGGCCCAGAGCCUUAAAGCUCCCCUUGGCAGCAGCACUGAGGGGGGGAGACAAGUGCCUGGUCCCAGGGGGGUGUCCCUGUCCCUGGGAGGGAGGAGCAGCUCUGGAGUGUCCCCUGGAUGGGAGGGGACACAAGGGAGGGACCCUCCUGUGUGGCAAGGCAAUAAUAAAAGUUUCUUCCUGCUCUUCUUUCAGAGGAA
Molecule: messenger RNA, 1242 nt
Organism: Empidonax traillii (willow flycatcher)
Lineage: Eukaryota; Metazoa; Chordata; Aves; Passeriformes; Tyrannidae
Gene: MOB1A
Product: MOB kinase activator 1A
Exons: 7
Coding region: 56-706 (216 amino acids)
Biological process (GO): positive regulation of protein phosphorylation; hippo signaling
Cellular component (GO): nucleus; cytoplasm
Molecular function (GO): protein kinase activator activity
Source: RefSeq, a predicted model, not a curated record